Alternaria infectoria is the source of this 492-nucleotide messenger RNA. RefSeq lists its product as uncharacterized. Bases 1 to 492 code for a protein of 163 amino acids. The record is from RefSeq and is a predicted model, not a curated record. The transcript has 2 exons. Lineage: Eukaryota; Fungi; Ascomycota; Dothideomycetes; Pleosporales; Pleosporaceae.
AUGGGGAUCAAGCGCUCACACCGCGAUUCCUCGUCAUCAGACAGCACACCCUACUCGCGUGAGACAUCGGCCGACGUCAAGAUUGUCCACUUAGAUACCGAAUCUGCCGUCUCUGACGAACCCACCAUCAUGAAGUGCUCACUGCCUCCGCACGAACCGCUUGCGUUCAACUCCAUUGAAGACCACGAUGUGCACUACCAGCAAGUUCACAUGAACCGAUGCAGCGAAUGCCACAAGAACUUUCCGGAUCAGCACUUUCUACAUCUGCAUAUUGCAGAAUAUCAUGAUCCUAUCAAUGCUGCCAAGCGAGACCAGGGAGAGAAAACGAUCACGAAGAAGCUCAGGAAGAAGGAGAAACGCGUCGCUACCCCACCAGACUUCGCGGGCGUGGAGGAUUCGGAGGCCGCGGACUCGCACGAGAAGACGCAGCAGGUAUCACUGCCUCAAAGACAGCCACUACUGCUCAGCCGGUCGAUUCCAUGGACAGCCUAA